Canis lupus familiaris (dog) is the source of this 4909-nucleotide messenger RNA. RefSeq names its product kelch like family member 8 (gene KLHL8). The record is from RefSeq and is a predicted model, not a curated record. Lineage: Eukaryota; Metazoa; Chordata; Mammalia; Carnivora; Canidae. Bases 234 to 2090 code for a protein of 618 amino acids. Gene Ontology annotation, molecular function: protein binding. The transcript has 10 exons.
CCGCGGGCGUGCGGGAGCCCGGAGCGCCGCUGCCGCCGCCGCCGCCGCCGUGGCGAGGCCGGGCGUAACCGCGCCGAGGGGCCGAGGAAACUGAACAAUGGCAAUUUGAGUGGAUUUUGAAAAAUAUCUGAAGGUUAGUGGGCAGCAUCUCCCUUCUGCCUUCUCCCCACUCUUUACAAAAGAAUAAAUGGGAUGUUUGAGAACAGUGCUGUAUUAAAAGAAGAGUGUUGCAAAUGGCUUCAGAAUCUGUGAAUACAAAACAAGCUAGGAAUCACUGCACAAAGGGGAAAAGGCAGCACCAGCAAAUAAAAAACAGGUCUUCAAUUAGUGAUGGUGAUGGAGAAGACUCCUUUAUCUUUGAAGCUAAUGAAGCUUGGAAAGAUUUUCAUGGUUCCCUUCUUCGGUUUUAUGAAAAUGGAGAACUCUGUGAUGUCACACUAAAGGUUGGCUCAAAGCUAAUCUCUUGUCACAAACUAGUAUUGGCUUGUGUUAUCCCUUACUUCAGAGCCAUGUUUCUUUCUGAAAUGGCUGAAGCCAAGCAAACACUGAUUGAGAUCAGAGAUUUUGACGGUGAUGCAAUAGAAGACUUGGUAAAGUUUGUCUAUUCUUCACGGCUCACUUUGACUGUUGAUAAUGUCCAACCUCUCUUAUAUGCAGCCUGUAUUCUACAGGUUGAACUGGUGGCUAGAGCUUGUUGUGAAUACAUGAAGUUACAUUUUCAUCCCUCCAACUGCCUGGCAGUGAGAGCUUUUGCUGAAAGUCACAACCGAAUAGACUUAAUGGACAUGGCGGAUCAGUAUGCCUGUGAGCAUUUUACUGAAGUAGUGGAGUGUGAAGACUUUGUAAGUGUGUCACCCCAACAUCUCCAUAAACUUCUGUCCUCCAGUGACUUAAAUAUUGAGAAUGAAAAGCAGGUCUAUAGUGCGGCCAUCAAGUGGCUUCUUGCCAAUCCACAGCAUCAUUCCAAAUGGUUGGAUGAAACACUUGCACAGGUUCGUUUGCCGCUGCUGCCAGUUGAUUUUCUUAUGGGUGUUGUGGCAAAAGAACAGAUUGUCAAGCAAAAUCUAAAAUGUAGAGAUUUGUUGGAUGAAGCAAGAAAUUACCAUCUUCACUUGAGUAGCAGAGCAGUACCUGACUUUGAAUACUCCAUUCGGACUACCCCAAGGAAGCAUACUGCUGGCGUGCUGUUUUGUGUAGGUGGUAGAGGUGGAUCUGGUGACCCCUUUCGCAGUAUUGAAUGCUAUUCUAUCAACAAAAACAGUUGGUUUUUUGGGCCAGAAAUGAAUAGUCGAAGGCGACAUGUGGGUGUAAUCUCUGUGGAAGGUAAAGUAUACGCAGUAGGUGGACAUGAUGGAAAUGAACAUUUAGGUAGCAUGGAGAUGUUUGAUCCUCUGACUAAUAAAUGGAUGAUGAAGGCAUCAAUGAACACAAAGAGGCGAGGAAUUGCCUUGGCCUCCUUGGGUGGUCCAAUUUAUGCAAUUGGAGGGUUAGAUGACAACACUUGUUUCAAUGAUGUAGAGAGAUAUGACAUAGAAUCUGAUCAGUGGAGUACAGUGGCACCAAUGAAUACUCCCCGUGGAGGGGUUGGCUCUGUGGCUCUUAUAAACCAUGUUUAUGCAGUAGGUGGCAAUGAUGGAGUAGCUUCUUUGUCUAGUGUGGAGAGGUAUGAUCCACAUCUGGAUAAGUGGAUAGAAGUUAAAGAAAUGGGUCAACGAAGAGCAGGCAAUGGAGUUAGUGAGCUCCAUGGUUGCUUAUAUGUUGUUGGUGGUUUUGAUGAUAAUUCUCCUCUAAGUUCAGUUGAGCGGUAUGAUCCUCGAAGCAACAAGUGGGAUUAUGUAGCAGCACUUACCACUCCAAGGGGUGGAGUGGGGAUUGCAACAGUGAUGGGCAAAAUCUUUGCAGUUGGUGGGCAUAAUGGCAAUGCAUACUUAAAUACAGUGGAAGCAUUUGAUCCAGUCCUGAAUAGGUGGGAGUUGGUUGGAUCUGUGUCUCACUGCAGAGCUGGAGCAGGCGUAGCUGUGUGUGCCUGUUUAACUAGCCAAAUUCGAGAUGUAGGUCAUGGAUCCAAUAAUGUGGUUGAUUGUAUGUGAUUUGAGUUCCAGCCACCAACAAUUUAGUUAUAUUUGAUAUGCGAGAAAGACAACCAGGAUUUUGUGUUACCACCUUUGAACAGUUUUCACUACCACUAGAGUCUUAUUUUAAAUGGAAACUGUUGUAUUGUGACUAAAUGCAACAUUUAGACAGUAGCUGAAGAUUUAUUAGUAAAAAAAGUAAAUUUGAUACUUCCCACUUUAGCAAAUAACAGUCUAACUUGAAACCAUACCUCCUCUGAAAAAUGUUUAAAGUAGUAUCAAAAUCUUGAAAUCCCUCUUUAAGGCAUUUUGGAUAAAUCAAUAUGUAAAAUGGAAAUGAUUUUUACCAUUUUACUGAGUUUUACCUUUUCUUUUAUCCAGAAGUGUUAACUGUAGGCAGUGGACUUUUCCUUGAGGGGAGAUUAGAACCUAUUCAUCAACACAUAAAAGACCUGCUCAUUUUGAAGAUUAUUUCUCUUUGGUGCUGAUGAAUUUAUGCCUUGCUUUUUUUUUUUUAAUUUUUUUUCCUAUUUUUAUUUAUGAUAGUCACAGAAAGAGAGAGAGGCAGAGACAUAGGCAGAGGGAGAAGCAGGCUCCAUGCACCGGGAGCCUGAUGUGGGAUUCGAUCCCGGGUCUCCAGGAUCGCGCCCUGGGCCAAAGGCAGGCGCCAAACCGCUGCGCCACCCAGGGAUCCCGCCUUGCUUUUUUCUAGAUGUUGACUUCUCAAUUUGUUGGAUCUUUAUAGAAGUAGAAAAAAUGUUUAGUCUUUCUCAGUGCCGUUAGCUGAAUAUUCAGAAGCUUUAUAGGAGUGCUGUAAGGAGUCCUUGAUUUCAGUUUGACUUGUUUAGGGCAACAAAUACCUACCUGAGCUAAUUCCAUCUGAAUGAAUUUAUACUGUUAUUUUUAAAUUUCAUGUAAAAAGGAUUUGUUUCAUAUUAGCAAAAUUUGAAACAGAAGAAAUAUUAGAGGAAAAGGCUUUAGAGUUGGUAUUAUUCUAGUGCCCAGUUGAGAAACCUUCAGAUAAAAUGAUGCCCAUUCCAUGACUCCUUGAGAGGAAUCUGAAAAUAUUUCUCUCUUUGGUUUAAUCAUUUGGCUUUGAGCCCAGGAUUAUUAUCUUUCCAUUUUGUUCUUUUCCUCAUCCUGGUUUUUAAAAAAACUGGAAUUUGGAUGUAUUUAUUAUCAGAAAAUGAAUGCAUUUUUACAAAAAUUCUUUAUAGAUUAUGGUUUACUAAUUAGUUCAAGUCCAUUAUUACCAAUAAAAUAUAUUGUUAAAAAGAUUGAAACUGUUUUUCUGUUUAAUCACCUUCAGUAUAUUUAUUGAACUUCAAUUAAAAAUAUUUCAAUGGAUUAUUUGAAGCCAGGAUUGAUUAACCUACUGAUUUAAUAGCUCUUCCUAGUUUUAGCCAGUAAUGCAAAGUGGCCUAUUCAUUAUAUGUAAAUAUUUGUAAAACUAUUUAUGAAGAAUAUUAAAAUAUUCUGUUUUGUAUUUUCAAUGCACUUUGGUACCUCUCUUCCAGGCCUCCCUGAAUUUUCCUGUCAUCAUGCCUCAGAAUUUAGUAUAGUUCUUUGCUGGUUGACAGGAAAGCUGGGCAAUGAGGAACGUUAACCCCAUCCAUCCAGCUCUGAAAUUCAUUGCCUAGUAACUCUGAUGGCCCUCAUUAAAAGGCAGCCUGGGCUUAUUAGUAUAAUAGGGUAGAAAGCCACAUUACAAAAGCCAGUGUCUACUGGAUUUAUUAGACCAGAAAAAGAAAAAAUUUGUAAGAGGAUCUCAGGCUCACAGAUAAAAGUCUUCCAUGAGGUAGAUUUAAAAGUUCCCCAAUUCCGCCAUUUUUUGCUGUCAGCCGGUAGGCAAGUUCAUAAGUCUUUGCUGGAUCUGAAUCAGUGUUUUCUUGUAUAACUAAAACCAUAUUUCAGUCAGUCCCCAAAGAAUUUAACUCUAGCACUCACUGGACUGGUUAUAACCAGCUGGAUGUGGAGUAUAAAUCUCAACACCUGGCUUCAACAGUCUAUUUCUUAUGUGUAAUGGAAUUCUUGUGUUAUAAUGCUUGUCUGGUUAUGGUUACUAGUAUGUUUGUUAUAUUUAUUUUGUGAGAGAGAGGAUCAUGAUCUCAUUGUUCCUAAGAUUAUUUAAAAUGGUUUUUUUCUUUAACAUAUUUCUGCCUUUGUCAUGUGUGCAGAGUUUAGGAGCAAAAGGGUGUUAAAUUUCUAUUUCUGGUCUUACUAUACUGUAGUCAUGUAACAUACUAAAUUGGUACCCUAGCUAUCAAUAAAAUAGGAACUAUUCAUAAGGGAAGUAAAGAAAACAUGUGGCUGUCGGUUAUAUUAUGUGUUGAUAGACCAUUAGAAGCAUAGUCUUGAAGGUCUUGACAAUAGUAUGAAAAGAUAAAUAGUGGGAUCAAUAUAUACAGUUUAUUAAAAACAUUCUUUGAGAUAUAAAAUGAGAAUCAGGCUGAAGGACUCAUGCAAAUGAAAGAUGAUUAUAUUCAUAGGAAUAAAGAGAUGACAGUAUUAAAAUAAUAUGGCUACUUAAUUAUGAAGCCUUCAUUUCUACUCAGAUGUUAAUAAGAAUACCAAAAAAGUGAUAGAAAAUUGAGAUAAAAUUUUGAAAUGGUAAGCAGAAAAACAGAAAAAGUGAAAAUUUGCAUAUUAUUAUUUCUUCAAGAAAUAUUGUAGGUGCUUUUGUGUGAAUCUUCCAUAAAAUCACUAAAGCCACUGCUUUCCUAUAUUGUACUAUCACUUUAAAAACAAAUUACUUGAUAUUGUUUUUGAUUAAUUUCACUGUACUCUGUAUAACUGAUUAUUUUAAAUGUUUGAAUAAACUUUGUACUCCCUCAAAA